UAGAUAAGUUCACUUCCUAUCACAUUGUUUUGCAAGCAAACAAAUUCUAAAAGUGAUGCCUUGUGAGAUAUUGAUCGUUUUUAUACACAUAUAAAAGGAUUUAUUCAGACGGAAUCAGACAUGUGAAAGCUGUUUAGCCAUGAGAAGUCUAUGCUGACUUCAUCCCUACAGUGUGAGGAUUUUAUGGUUGGCACCGAGUUGCUGCCAUGUCCCUACAGGACCGAGUAGCGCGGAUAUACUACACCCAUGGGUUGUUCUGUGCCAGUCACCCCUACUCCAUUCUCUGUCUGGUCAUCAGCCUCAUGCUGGUCACGUUCUUGCCGUUGCUCUAUGUUCCGUUACCAGGAAAUGUACCUGUGGAACAUAUUGUGCCCCUCAGGGAAGAUAUGUCACCAACAGAUUCAGUCUCUCCUAACCUCAAAGACAGCAACAAUGAGGGCGAGCUAAAACCUAGAUGGCUGAAGGGACCACCAGUGGGCUAUGUACAGCAGAUAACAGUCCGGGCAGCAGUGUAUCCGUGGUCCUCCAAUUUUCUUGCUCCCAUGGAUGCUUUCCGCACGCCGCUAAGCAAGGUGUUUGAUGUCAUACAACAGCUAGAAAACUUCAAGUUCUCUGACAAUGGGAAAGAUGUGUCCGUGGCUGAUGUGUGUCUACGUGUAUCGGAGACAGUGAGAAGUAAACAGGUGAAGGGAAUACUUCCCGAGUACGCCUGUCUGGAGGUGUCACCUGCUAACUUCUGGGGACGUAACAGGGAAAGAUUUAUAUCUGAUGGGGAUAUCCUCAGAACCAUCUUUCAGAAACGUGGCCAAACACUUGACACCUCUCCGUACCUCCGAGAUAUUUUACUGGGAGUACCCUACAAAAACUCUGGUGUGUCACGAUAUUUCAUCAGGAACCUACAGAGAACAAUCUCAUUUGCUGUCACUAUUGUAUUGAAGAAAAAUGAUCAAAAAUUUAUUGAUGCUUUGAAGAACAAACUGGUACUAGCCUUUCCAGACACUCUAAAGAAUGUUAACAACACAGAACCAGAACAGCUAGUACAUGUACAUUACAAGGAGAACCGGAUCCUCCUCGAGUACAAGCCCCUCAUUCUCACCUACGUAGCACUGGCCAUGUAUCUCUACUUCUCCGUCCGAAAGAUAGAGAUGGUGAAGUCCAAGUGGGGUCUGGCUGUCAGUGCUGUAGUGACCAUCGUGUCAUCACUCCUGAGUUCUGUGAGCAUCUGUACCGUGUUUGGAUUAACACCCACACUCAACGGAGGCGAGAUCUUCCCCUACCUUGUGGUACUGAUUGGUGUGGAGAAUGUGAUGGUCAUCACUAAAUCUGUUGUGUCCACUCCUGUCAACCUAGAGGUCAAGCAUAGGAUAGCUCAAGGUAUCAGCAAAGAGGGCUGGUCCAUCACUAAAAACCUGGCUACAGAACUCAUGAUCAUUAUUUGUGGCUUUUUCACAUUUGUGCCAGAAAUACAGGAGUUUGCGUUGUUUGCCAUGGUGGGUCUCCUCACAGACUUCUUCCUCCAGAUCGUUUUCUUUGUGACAGUGUUAUCAGUGGACAUCAGGAGGAUGGAGCUGUCUGACCUGAACAAACAGCCUCUGAUCUCGACCGUCGGUUCAGCUGGGGAGAACAAGCAGUAUGAACCACUGAUCAGGUGUCCUGUCAAGGCUUACAUUGGUGACUCAAGGAAUCUGCACAUACAGAAGUCACCUACGACACCGUCGACCCAGGGCGCUCCCAGGUCACCUCCCAUCACUCCCAGGGAAAUUGACCAGUUCUUUGAAAACGCAGCAAUCAACAUUCAGUCACGUCGCCUCAGACUUCUGUACUUCUGGGCGAGUACCCGCAUGGUACAGAGGAUGAUCAUGGUAUGUACAGUGAUUUGGAUCUCACUCAUUGUCUAUAAGUCUGGUCUGGUUGAACAUCUCACCAACUCCACAUCAAAAAUUAAUCUGACAUCAAGUUCAUUUGAAAAUCUGGAUAAAGGGCAGUUAGCAAGUCAACAAAAUUCGCAACAAAAUGGCCACCAAAAGGAGGAUGCUGGGAUUGGGUGGUCAUGGAGACCAGGAGAGGAGGAGGAUCCACGUCCAGUGGAGCACACACAGUUUGACAUGUGGAGACAGUUAAACUACAAACACUGGCCAACACUGUUUGCCUACUACAACAUCACUUUGUAUGGGAAAUUCAUCAGCAUCUUACCCACAAUUCACCUGUCAAUGAUAGUCGACCCACAGGAAGCCAUUGACAUGCGUCACCCAUCAGAACAGGAUGGCAGUCCAUCCAAACCAGUCAUUCCACAGUUUGAUAAAUCUCAAGAAUCCUCAUCUUUACCUGUAGACAAAAGUGAAGUUCCAGACUUAAAUGAUCUAUCGGCAUGGUACUUACACAAUUACGAUGCUGAACACAUCAAACAACUUUAUCCUAAAUCUUACCGGGAGGUGAUCAUCACAGUCUUCAUCAUCAUUCUCGGCUUCAUCUGCAUCAGUUACUUCAUUGCAGCAUGUUACCACAAAUUGUGUCCCCGUGACUAUGGACGGCGCAAGUCUAAGAGCAAGCAGAGGAGGAAGGGCAUGUAUUACAAACAGAUUAAGGAGUCUGUCCCCAAGGUUCUACAGGGCCAUGUACAGGAGAUAGAGUGUGUUGUGACCGAUGGCCAUUUCAUCAUCAGUUCCUGUUUGGGCGGUCAGAUCCGUGUUUGGGACUCUGUGUCUGGCGACUGUCUGAUGUCAAUUAUUAGAAAAAGUACUACACCACCUGUGAAGAGAAAGCCUUGUGUUGGUCGAAACAUUGAAGACAGCGAUGCUGAUCUAUAUGAUGAAUACCAUGGUGACAGCAGCACACUUUCAAUGGAUACAUCUCUCCAUCAGCAGGAGGCAAGAUAUGACCCUGACCAAGGACUUAGUGGAGGUCCCCGUCAUCGUAGUCAUAGCAACACCAAACCACCCGGUGAUGCAUGUCGCAGGAAUAUUUUCAAUUUUGAGCCUGAUUUGAACAGUACCAUAGACACAAACUUUACAGCUUUAAGUUCAACAGGAAGUAGAAACAAACACUCCACCUUGUGUAAGGGGGAUAACUCAAAUUUAAAUGUAAGCAGUCCUGGUGGUGUUUCAUCUAUAGCUUCCCCUGGAAGUGUCAGCAGCUUAUCCCCAAUGUCCUCCGGGGGUGACACUAUUGCUUGUUCGCCCUCUCCUGGGGGUGGGGGGCCUAGUCUGAGUGGAACUACUCGUGCCUAUGACUUCAGCAGUAAGUUUGACCAUAUCUACCGGGAUCACAGACAGCUGGUGAUGGAGAGUCAGGCAGGGAUGAUGGUCAACAAUCCACAGAUGUGGGAGGAUAACCGUGCACGUAGCUGGAGUGCAGGUGACCUGCCCAUCACUCUACAACAUGAUGCUAGUCUGUUUGACACUGGUUUCCAGGACAACCAGGCGCCUUCUGUGUGGUGUAUGACCUGUAGGGAUGGACUCAUUAUCGCUGGCUGUGGCAAUGGACGAAUAGAGUUUUGGGACGGAGGGUCAGGAACACUCAAGUGUCUCUAUGGUGACAGCAAAGAGGGUGUGACAGCACUCUGUUUCAUCAGACAUCGGGUGGUAGCUGCACGACUCGAUGGCACCAUUGACUUCCUGGAAAUGGAAACAUUCCAGAACCCAGUCCAGCCACCUCAUGUUCCUCCUACAGGCAGCCCAGCCAAGGGACAUGUCCGCAAUUACAGCCAGUCCCAUAUCAAUCAUCCCAGUCCCACCAAGAAACCAGGACAUGUCCGUAACCAUAGCCACACCUUCUUCACACCCACCAUGAACCUCACUUGCCCAGUUCCAACCAGCAUGAGGAAGUGGGAGGAUAUCAUUCAUGUAACUCAGAUCCAAAGAAUUAAAGCCCACCAGCAACCAAUUGUCUCACUGCAGUGUCAAGGAGGGCGUGUUGUGUCUGCAAGCUCUGACCACACAUUAAAGGUGUACAAGCUGGAGAACUGUCUCACCCUCUAUACACUACACGGACACGAGGAUAAAAUUACAGUAUUAUAUCUGGACAAGUUACCACCGUACGCAGCAGCCAGUGGUGAUGCCGAGGGUACAGUCCGCCUUUGGGACCUUCCCACGGGGUCAUGUAUACACAAGGUCAAAUGUCACGAGGGAAACGUUGUGGCCUUGACCUGUACAACUAGAUUUGUGAUAAGCUCCGGACUGGACGAUCUUCUAGUCAUUUGGGACCGGUGUAAAGGAAACAUACUCCACAGCCUCAGUAUGGAUCCAUGUGGUAAUAACAGUCUGUCUCUGCUGAACAACAACCUAUUGGUAACAGGGGGACAGGGGUGCAUACAUCUUUUAGAUGUCAGUAAAGGUGAAAUCCUCCGUACAGUACAUUUAAGUGAUUCAGAGCGGAUGGCGUUUGUGAAUCAGAUAAAGGUUGUUGACAAUACAGUGAUAGUGUGUGAUUACGCCAGCGAGAUGAAAGUUAUACACUUUCCUACAGUACUGGAAAAAGCAGAUUAGGACAGGAUGGUUUCCUACAGUACUGGAGAAAGCAGAUUAGGACAGGAUGGUUCUCUACAGUGCUGAAGAAAGCAGAUUAGGACAGGAUUGCCCUGUUCAUCACUGGAGAAAGCAGAUCAGGACAGGAUGGCCCUGUUCAUCGCUGGAGAAAGCAGAUCGGAAUGGGAUGGUCCUGUUUAGUGCUGGUGAAGGACGAAUCAAACAGGAUAACUCCUUACAGUGUGGGGAAAAGCAAACAAGAACAGGAUGAUUUGGUAGAGUGCUGGAGCAGGCAGAUUAGGUAAGGACCAUUCUGUAGAGGAAAGUCCGGCUAGAACAGGAGGACUAUGGACAGCAAGGGAAAAAGCAUACUAGGACAAGACAAUUCCCUACAUUCUGGGAGGAGGCAGAUUACAGGACAGUUCCAUACAGUGCUGGAGGUGGCAGACCAGUACAGGACAAACAUCUGGUGAAGAUGCAGUGAAAUUUCAUUUCUGCAUUGCAUUACAGAUCCAGGUGUCACACAGCCGCCGGAUGUUACAUAUGCAUCAUAUUAGAGUUCCUUGCAUCACAAGGCAGCGAAAAUCUCUCCUUCCCAUUGUACUGAAGAAUGCUAGCUCUAGUGUCACAUGACGGCUAAAUAUCACCUACCCAUCAAAUUGGAGUUUGAGGCAUUAAAAGGCAGCCAAGUCUCACCUACACAUGAUAUUGGAGAUACUGAUUAUGAUAUAGUCAGAAGGCAGCCAAAUCUCACCUACUUGUCAUAUAUAGAGAAUCGGGCACCGGUAUCACAGAACUUCUCUUACUUUUAGAACAUACAUGUACUACCAUUUUAAACACUAAUUUACUUAAGUUUUGCAUUCCCCCCCCCCCCAAAUGUUUUCGGCUGGUCAUCUACUGUUUUCAUUGAUUGGUAAUCUCUUAAAAUAAAUUCAGAAUUAAUUUGCUCUUCUAGCUAACCUUUGGGGAAAUAUUCUUCCUUAAAUUUAAACUUUUUAUGAAUCAGUUGUCUUGAAGGCAAAUACGUCUCACUUUCUUAUUCUACAUUUAUCUUCUCUAUGCAUCGCAAUUCUCGUAGGGUAUUAUGACUCGAACGAAAUUUAAAAUAUUUGUGUGCUGUUUUAGUAUCAUGUAAGAUAUUAAAUUGAACCCAGAAGUAUUUCAAUUAUAUACAAUUUACUUUAUAUGACAGAGCUUUCAGUGAAGAAUCUUUUUAAUUGACCC
This is a messenger RNA of Mizuhopecten yessoensis (Yesso scallop), 5687 nucleotides long. Its product is annotated as sterol regulatory element-binding protein cleavage-activating protein-like. Lineage: Eukaryota; Metazoa; Mollusca; Bivalvia; Pectinida; Pectinidae. Gene Ontology annotation, cellular component: endoplasmic reticulum membrane; Golgi membrane. The record is from RefSeq and is a predicted model, not a curated record. The transcript has 25 exons. Gene Ontology annotation, molecular function: protein binding; sterol binding. Gene Ontology annotation, biological process: SREBP signaling pathway. Bases 207 to 4484 code for a protein of 1425 amino acids.